UGCAGAGUCCAGUCAAUCAACAACCACAGACAGAGAAGGACGUCAACACACAGUAAAACAGUUGUCUGCAGAAAACCAGUUUUAUAAGAUUAACAAGACGUUUUCCUGAGAUUUUAAGAAGCAAACUUUUAGUUUUGUCCUUAUAUUCUCAAAAUCUAGUAUUAAUGAGGACUGGAGUUCAUACACUGCCAGGCUAACGCCCAACAUAUAUAAUGGGGAAUGGAUUAGUGAAACCCAAACAGCUGAAGCAGCCUGACGGGACCCUGGUAACCCUCUCCAUUAACAGCAACGGAAACAAGCUGUUCCAGGAAGGUACUGACGACAUUCUCAAAACCAAAGUUGCAGACCUGGAAAAGGAAAGCAAAAGAAAAGAUGAAGAGAUGCGGGACAAGGAUUACAAAAUCAAAGGACUGACGGAACACCUUUCCAAGCAGACCACAACCAUUUCUGAGCUUACAGAAGAGCUGCAGAACAAGUGCAUUCAGCUGAACAAGCUCCAGGAUGUGAUCAAAACUCAAGGUGGAAAUAGCCUUUACCCCUCACCACUGAAAGCCAGGAUCAACCAGCAGGUCAGUUGUUUGUUUAAAGAAACCCUGAACAGAAGAAAGGGAGCCAAAGAAGGGGUCUCGGCAGAGCCCACAUCGAGGACGUACGGCUCCAGCAAGCUGCCCAAGUUUUCCUUUGAAAAGGUUAGAGUUCGUAAGGAUUCAAGUGUGAAAAAGCACAUCACUGAGGCUCUCAAUAAGAACCAGUUUCUGAAGAGACUGGAGGUGCAGCAGAUCAAAGACAUGGUGGAGUGCAUGUACGAGAGGAACUACCACCAGGGAGAUUAUGUCAUCAAGCAGGGGGAGCCCGGCAAUCAUCUGUUUGUUGUUGCAGAGGGCAAACUGGAUGUCUUUCAACAGAGCAAGUUUUUAACAACAAUGUCGGUGUGGACAGCAUUCGGUGAAUUAGCGAUUUUAUAUAACUGCACAAGGACGGCAUCUGUCAGAGCUGUCAGCCAUGUCAAGACGUGGGCCCUGGACCGGGAGGUGUUCCAGAACAUCAUGAGGAGGACGGCACAAGCCAGGCAUGAGCAGUACAGGAACUUCCUGCGAAGUGUUUCAUUGUUCACCAACCUACCCGAAGACAAACUUAGCAAGAUUGUUGACUGCUUGGAAGUAGAAUAUUAUGACAAAGGGGAUUACAUCAUAAGGGAAGGAGAGGAAGGAAGCACUUUCUACAUUAUUACCAAAGGAAAGGUUAAUGUGACCCAGAGUACAGACGGCCAUGCUGAACCUCAGAUGAUAAAGACUUUGCAAAGAGGGGAUUACUUUGGUGAAAAAGCCCUGAUCAGUGAUGAUUUCAGGUCAGCAAACAUAACAGCUGAUGAAAACGAUGUGGAGUGCCUGGUUAUAGACCGAGAGACAUUUAAUCAGACUGUUGGGACAUUUGAUGAACUCCAAACAUAUCUUCAAGGAUAUGUGGAAAAUCUGACUAGAGAUGAUGAGAAAAGACAUGCCAAGAGCUCAACCUGUGCUCGAUGGACCCCGGAUAUUUCACUGGAGAUGAUUCAGUUAAAGGAGAAGGUUUCCGGCUUUUCAUCAACGUCUCCUUUCCAAAACCUGGAGGUUAUUGCCACACUCGGAGUAGGUGGCUUUGGGAGGGUGGAAUUGGUGAAAGUUAAGAAUGAAGAGGUCACAUUUGCCAUGAAAUGCAUCAAGAAAAAACACAUUGUUGACAACAGACAAGAAGAGCACAUCCAUUCAGAGAGAAUGAUUCUGCAAGAGGCUUUUUGUCCAUUUAUUGUAAAGUUGUAUCGUACUUUUAAAGACAAUAAAUAUGUUUACAUGUUGCUGGAAGCCUGUCUUGGAGGGGAAAUCUGGAGCAUGUUAAGGGAUAGGGGGAGUUUUGAUGAAUCUACAGCAAAGCUUUGUGUUGGUUGUGUAACGGAAGCUUUUGAAUACCUGCACCAGAAUGGGAUCAUCUACAGAGACCUGAAGCCAGAGAAUCUAAUGGUGGACUCAGAGGGAUACGUUAAACUGGUGGAUUUUGGCUUUGCUAAGAAGAUUGGGUCUGGCCAAAAAACAUGGACAUUCUGUGGAACCCCUGAAUAUGUAGCUCCUGAGAUCAUUCUUAACAAAGGGCAUGAUUUCAGUGUUGAUUUCUGGUCACUGGGAAUCCUGGUGUUUGAACUCCUAACUGGCAGCCCACCAUUUUCUGGGGCUGAUCAGAUGAUGACCUACAACCUUAUACUGAAAGGCAUAGAGAAAAUGGAUUUCCCAAAGAAAAUAACAAGACGGCCUGAGGACCUGAUUCGUAAGCUGUGUCGACAAAAUCCAACUGAGCGUCUGGGAAACCUGAAGAAUGGAAUAACCGACAUUAAGAAGCACCGGUGGUUCAAUGGAUUUAACUGGGAGGGACUGAAAGCUCGAAAUAUAAUAUCCCCACUGAAAAGAGAACUGAAAGGGCCUAAUGACCACGGUUACUUUGAUUACUACCCCCCUGACGAGGACACCCCCCCGGACGAGCUGUCAGGCUGGGAUCACGAUUUCUGAGAGCUUCUACUGCUCAUUUAUCAGGGGAACAGAGCCCUAAUGAUAUUCAUUGUCGUCAUCAUCGGUUCAUUUUGUACAGUGCAAUUCAGGAAACAACGCUGUACAAUGAACGAAAGGGAUUUACAAAAUCUGAGACGGACAAAGAAUUAUACAUAUUCAGAGAAUGAUUAUGAAAGAAUAUAGAUUGGAAAGCAUGAAGCGUAUUCCACCAAUGGGGUGCAUAAACACUAAGCCAGUGAUUAAUGGAAAAAUAACCAACAUUUGUAAUUCCGUUCUACACAUUUUUGUAACGCCUUUGAAAUGCUUAUUUUUACUAUGGGUCUGUUCUAUUGAUCUAAUCAGCAACAUAUCCAAGUCCUCUAAAUAGAAACCCUUUUCUACCAGUGUCUAACAGUGAGUGUGAAUCUCUGAAGUGUAUUCCAGUAUUCCAGGGCUCUAUUUUAAAUAUUUAAACCGCUGCAGUUCAGAUUAACUGAUCUGUAAGAGCCAUGCCUUUACCACGCCUCGUCAUUCCUCUUUGAAAGGAAUAGGAUUUCAAGAUAUAAAGCUUGAAGUCGAGGUGAAGAAGUUGUUGGUUGGGGGUUGUCAGAUUCUGAAGUGAUCAUUUAUCAUUCAGUCUGUGACUGCACCUGCCCCCCUGCAUUAUUCCAUUCCAGCAUUAUCUCUUGACACUCUAGCUGCCUGUAAGCCAUUGGGGCCAGCUUGUAUUUAUCCAUUGGGAUUUAUUCAUGAAAAUGUUUUCGUAAAUGGCAGGUAUUAUAUGCAUACAUUGCUGGUACUGUAUAUAGGUGACAUUGCUCCUUCAGUACUGCUGCAUGUACAUUACUUUCUAAUGUAAUGUGAUACUCUUGCCCUUUAUUUCACAGUAAAAGUUGUAGUGUACACAUCAAACGAUAAUGAAGUAUGUACUGCUGUGAGUGUGUGUGUGCACUGAUGUGGCUACCAGAAUUAAGGUAUGCUGGCCUUUUUGUUUAAAUCAUUUCCUCAAGUAAAUUCUUAUUAUGACCAUUUCUUCUUGCUUCUAAUAUUGUAGAAUUUGUCUUUGUAAAACAGAUUAUGCCACUAAGCCAAGUUAGUAUGUUAAUAUAAUGCCAGUUUUAUAUUAAUAUUUUUUGGCAGUUGUUUCUUGGGUUCUUAAGAUUUGUUCCAGAUUUCACUUUUGUGUCUUUUAAUUUGAAGUCUUAUUUUAAUGUUAGUUGUUGCUGUUUGAUACAAAGCUUAAUCUGUUUGAUAGAUUUGCCCAAUUCGUUUUUGACUUUUUGAUUGAUGUGUUAUGGUAUAAGGGCUGUUUUAUAAUGACAUUUUCUAUACUAUUGUAAAGGCACAGGCACAGAAAACUGGGAAUGUGUUUUGUAUAUGUCAGUUGUUUUAAAAAAAAAAAAAAAUGUAAAUUGUAUUCUUUGUGAUUUGUCUUAGUAAUCAAACAGAUAUAGAUUGCAAAAAACAACAUAUUAUUCUAGAAGCCUACACAUUUUUGUCGCUAAUAUCUCAAACUAUUUAUUGCCAUAUUGGGACAAGAAUAUUUGUUACA
This is a messenger RNA of Polyodon spathula (Mississippi paddlefish), 4068 nucleotides long. It is a transcript of the gene prkg2, whose product is annotated as protein kinase cGMP-dependent 2. Gene Ontology annotation, molecular function: cGMP-dependent protein kinase activity; ATP binding. The record is from RefSeq and is a predicted model, not a curated record. Bases 213 to 2537 code for a protein of 774 amino acids. The transcript is spliced from 19 exons. Lineage: Eukaryota; Metazoa; Chordata; Actinopteri; Acipenseriformes; Polyodontidae. Gene Ontology annotation, biological process: protein phosphorylation.